Molecule: messenger RNA, 7245 nt
Organism: Penicillium longicatenatum
Lineage: Eukaryota; Fungi; Ascomycota; Eurotiomycetes; Eurotiales; Aspergillaceae
Product: tetratricopeptide repeat protein
Exons: 3
Coding region: 1-7245 (2414 amino acids)
Molecular function (GO): protein binding
Source: RefSeq, a predicted model, not a curated record
AUGUCCAAUCCCAUGAACAUCGAACCCGAGCCCGAACAGGUGAGCCAGGGUAACAGCUCCUGGUUUACGAAGAAAAUAGGCAGAAAAUUGUCAUUGACCCGCUCCCCCAAGGAAACGGCACAAUAUACUACUGGGCAAAGUGAAGCAACAAACGAGGCCACUGGCCAGAGUGGUAUUGGUCAGAAUGCCAUGGAUCAGGGAGGGGAGGUCGAUAAAGACCUGACACCUGGAGAUGUCAACGAUCUCAAAGACAUGACUGGGAAGGAGGAAAACAUUAAGACUACCGCUAGCCAAGGUGAUGCGGCGGAGGCGAUUGGUCAAACCGGCUUGAACAAAGAUAUCAGCAAGAAGAGCAUUGACGACGUUGGCCAGCGACUCUUUGGCCAUCGGGGAAGUACUUUUGGACCGAAUAGCGACAUCAAAAAGGGUCCUAUUACGGAGGGAUCUGGUAUGGUUAUGGACCAGAGAGAUACAGGUCAGGAGCUUAUGGGUGCCACUGGCUCUGGCUCUGGAACUACAUCUGGAGCUGGAGGAAUGGGCACAAGCACUGGAGCUGGUCUGCUUGGAGCUACUACCGGAGGAACUGGUAUGUCUAAGUCUACUGCAUCAGAUACCAAAGAUACCAAUAUGUCUGGUACUGGAGGCAUGAGUCAAGAAACGACCGGAAGCCAAAACAUGAUGGGAAACCCCAAUGUUGCUGGCGGAACUUUCACCGAAAACUCAAUGGACCAGGAACUCGACAAUCAAGCACAUAUCAGCUCGGAUGUGUUUGGUGAUAAGAACGGUCUUCAAAAUACCUCGACAGGUGGACAUGUUUUUACCUCCCCAGGAAUCGAACAAAAGCUUUCUGAGAAGAGGAGACUAAGCACAGAAGGCAAACACCAUACGAAACAGAAGUCUAUGCGAGAGGGAGGAGGACCUAGCCAAAGCGCUAUUGGUAGCUCAACUCUCGGUGGUGCUGCUAUCGGUGGUGCUGCUAUCGGUGGUGCCAACAUGGGUGGCGCCAGUAGCACCGACAAGGGUGUCAUUGGCCAACAGCCUAGUACGACAGGACAGACAGGCAAAGGAAUGACAACACAGGCUCGCAUGUCGGGCGUGCCUGGCGGAGGUCUUACACAAGCUAUCGGUCAAAGGUCCUCCCGCAAAGGACUAGGCCAAAAUGGAAUGGGUGGAAUGGGUGGCAUGAACCAAGGCCCCAUGACCCGUCGCAAGCCCAUGCCAACCAAGGCGACCAGGUCAGUCGAGGAUGCUGGAAUGGCCUCGGGGACUUCACGGACCAUGAUGCCCCUGGGUAGCUCUAGUCACAAGGUGACCGUCCUGCAAGAGAAGGUUCAUGCUGUCUCGCAGAAGUGCAAAACCCAAUUGGGUGGCUCUGCCAGCGAGGUCAGUCAGCGCAGCCCUACUGUGGACGCUUUCUUCGAUUCAGUGGCGGCAGAACGUCUCCGCUGGAUGCCUCCCGAUGGAAGUAGACUUGAUUGCUGUCUUCGAUGGGCCUCCCGGCUGGCAUAUGCAGUUGAUAAUUUACGGGAGUCAAUCGGUGCUUUCGCUCCUGGAGCAAACGAAGCCGCGAAGCUGAUUUGGGGUUUCGAAACAAUGCUCCUGGAGUCUGAUAUCGACAACACAGAUCUGUUUGAAAGUGUCUUUGGCCGGUACGGGCGUGUUGCUGUGAGCAUUCGUCUGCUCCUCCAAUAUGAGAGUGUUUACAAGCCAUCUCCGGAGCUGCAGCCAGAAGCCGCUGCUGUAUUCGCCGAUCUCUUGGAGAUGGUCUGCAUUACUACCAUCAGCUGUGUUGAGGGCUUCAAGGCCAAGGAGUCUGAUGCAGUCAUCAGUCACAAUGUUGAUGCGGCCUUCGUGACUUAUGCUACCCGCUAUUCGACCCACUGGAAUGCUAUCGUCGAGGCUGCAACUUCCAAUGUUGUAAUGCAGAGCUCAUUGAUCUGGUCUAGUGAGGAGCUUGGUAGCCUUCGCCAGUUCCUCGGCGUACAGGACCGUCCUCUGCAGUUCAUCCUUGACUCCCGUAGUCAUACUCUGGCUGAGGGGUCGUUCGAGUGGUUCAACAACACCCUGUACGACUUCACUGUUGGCAAGCAUCCUGUCAUGCUGGUGACUGGCGGUGCCGGUUGUGGAAAGAGUGCUAUGGCACAGUGGACCGUCGACCGAAUGCAAGAAUCGUCCGACCACGAGGGCUGGAAUGUGAUUCCUUACACUAUUCGCGCCGAUGUUCCUGUUGCAACCUUACCUCUACGUAUCUUGAAAGGUAUCUUGCACCAGAUGCUGGACCACUGCGUCAUUGAAAAAAGUAUCCAGGAGGAUAUUCUCUUCCAUGUCGCCAAGGCUGCUCAGAGUGCACUUGAUGGUGCCGGAGAAGCAGAGGUUGAAGACAGCCUGUGGAAGGGCAUUCGCACUGGACUGGAGUCUGAUAUCCAGUACAUGUUCGUGGUUGAUGGUCUCGACCAAAUAAAGGGUGGAGACCCCGAUGCCACUGAAUUCAUGGACAAAUUCAGCGAAGUCUUGGCUGAGCAAAACGAGGGUUCAAAGAUGAUUGUCUUCACCCGCCCUCUGAAAUCGAGAAUGGGCUCAAAGAGUAUUCAACAUUACGCCGUACCGACAUCCAAGACCCAAGUUGAUAUGGAAGCCUAUGUCCACAAGAAGCUUUGUUCUGCAUUUGACUCUGAAAUCGGAAAGAGUGGUCAGCUCGACACGGCUGUAGAUACCAUCGUCAAACGAUCCCAAGGCUCCUUCAGCUGGGCGGAAAUGGCUGUUGAGUAUGCUCGACAGCAGAGAACUCCUGGCCAGGCUAUUCAGUCUGUACAAGGGCUGCCUCAGUCUAUGCAGGAGCUGCUUGACUUCCAUAUGAAGAACCUGGAUCUCAGUAAGAAUGAGGCCAAAUAUGUCCUGUCGUGGCUUGCUGUUGCUGAGCGACCACUGCUGGUUGAAGAAGUCGACAAACUUUUGGCCGUUGAUACGAAGACUAUAACCUUUAAGUCUAGCUUCGGUCACGAAAAUACUGGAUGGAGCAAGUCUUUGAGCCCUAUUGUGAUGACUCGCGAUGGGGUUGUUUCCUUCGCACACACCUGCAUUCGCGACCACAUCAUUAAUCAGGCUAGGUCUGCCAGUGCCAAAGCACCGCUCAAUCUGAAGGAGGCUCAUUACGACCUCCUCACCAGAUCCCUUGCAUGGGUACAGCUUAACGUCAAAGAGGAGACCGAUAUCUCUAUGGAUAAACUGGGUAUGGAAGAACGCAAUCGUCUCUUCGACAAACACGUCGUCCUCGAGUACACGGCACGAUAUUGGCUUUCGCAUCUUCUAUCUUCACAUUUGGUGACAGACGAGGGCGAAUUUUCCUUCAACGCAAGCUUCAGAAAGCUGGUCCCCGUGACCGUUCUGUUUGCACGUCUUGAAUUGACAUGUCGAGAAUCGCAGUUCACCCGAUCCAGUGUUGUCGAACUCUACCGACUAGCGACAGACAUUCGCCGCUUGGUCCUAGGCGAGAAGUCAAUGGCACUACUACAGAGCUUGCUACUCAGUGCCCGCGUGUCCAAAUUCGCCCAUGCUAGCCAUGCUGAUGAGCACUGUUACGAGGCCUGGAAGCUCAGCCAAGAGCUCCUUGGUCAGUCCGACACGAUCACCUUGACAUGUGCCGAGAUGAUGACCCAGUCGUUCACCGAGCGAGGUACAAUGACCUCCCAACAGGAAGACAUCAUGAAAUAUUUGAUCUUGACCGACUCGGAGAUCACCGGUGUUGAAUUCAAUCAGCGCUUGAAAUACCUCGGCAUGAUUGUUGGCAUGUACAAGUACCGUAGCGAGCAAGAGUCUGCUCUCACCAUCUCAAAGCAGUUCUACCAGCAGAUUCUCCAGAAAUACGGUUCAAACUCGAGCCAGUCUUCUGAGACUGCAGAUUUCUUGACCAGCGAGUUCUCUGCUACUGGUAGCGACGAGAUGAGCCGCGAUAUUGCGCGAACCAAGUACGAUACUGUGGUUCGUACGAUGGAGGUUACCGACGAGCGUCGCAUCAAGUACACCUUGUUCAUGGCCCAGCUGUACGAGCAGCAGGGUGAGAAGGCUCAGGCACAGGGUGUGCUCUCUAGCCUGUGGGCUGGUCUCAACUCCCGGGACAUCGACUCCGUUGACAUGAUGGACAAGAAGGCAAACGUUGCCCUUGUUUACUAUCAGUUCUUGCGCCGCCAGGGCAGAAAUGACGAGGCCGAGGUCAUUAUCCGUGAGCUUGUCGCAGACCUCGAGGUCACUGGGGUUCACUCGCCUGAAAUGAUGCAGCGUGUGCAGCUCCUUCGUGCCGAGACGCGCGAAAUGCAUAUGUACAGCUUGGAUCGCUCUCUGUCUAUCCUGAUGUGGCGUUAUUACAAGGAGAUGAACCAGGAAUAUUCCGCCGAGGCGAGAGUGCUGGCUUUGUCGCUUGCCGAGAGCAUGGCUAACACUGUCUCUAUUGAGGAUAGCCAUUCUCUUUCUGGAAGAGACCGCAGGCUGAUGGUUGAGCUUUUGGACUCCAUCACCUCAUCUUCCAGCAAUCUUACCGUGUCCACAUUGAUCCUGUGCCAUAAUUUGGCCAGCAUCUAUGUCCGCGAAGAGGACUGGGUUGAGGCCAGUGACUGUGCCAAAGCUGUUCUGCAGCAUGUGUGGCCCGCAGUCGAGCAGGCCGGAUCCCACAAGGCGUUCACGACCGAGUUGGCUCCUCCUGUGGCAGACCUGGCUUUGGUUCUGGCAUACUGCCACAUCCGCAGACUGCAUCUAGAACAGGCUACCAUUGUCUAUGAGAAUGCAUUCGGAUCUCUCAUCUCUUCUGAUAGAGUCCCGGUACCGUCGGUGUUGGCUGUUGCUAAGGCCGUUGUCGAAUUCUACGAAACAACCUUCCAGUUCACCAGAGCUCUGGCUCUCCUGCACUCUGUCAGUGAAUUUUUGACCACUCGAUUAGGCGAAACUCACCAGCAUACCAUCGAGAACUUUUAUCUCGAGGCUGCACUUGCCAACCGUCUGGAGAUGACCCACGAGGCCAAGAGCACGUACCAGCGCAUCUACAAGUGUACAACCCGCGACGGCAAGGUUGAUCCCCAGGGCUUCGAAGCUGCCUUUGCACUUGUGUCAUUAUACGAAAAGGAACUUCAGUGGGAUGCUGCUCUGGAUGUGUACCGCCACAUGUGGCCUACCGUUGUCAUCGAGGACAACAUGAAAACCACAUACGACCGCACCAGAGUCGAGAGAAUGUUGGAAAAGACCUACAUUGGCUAUAUGACUAUUCUCACUACACACUCCAAGAGUGUCGAUUUCUCUGAGCAGUACAAGGUCGCUUCAGAGUACGUGAUGACCUGUCGCAACGUCUACGGUCCCACGCACCAGAAGACACUGAGCGCCACUCUGCUCUUCGCCGAAUUAUGUGAGACCUCCGACUCGCAUAUCGACCAAGCUAUCUCGCUCUACAAGAAGCCCUUCCAGACCAGCGAGUGGAUAUCAACCUCUCAGUCCUCCAAGGGUCUCGACCAGAUGACUGCACCACUACCCAUCACGCUCAAGCACAAGCUCGCGCAGCUAUUCGUCCGCAAGCGCGAUUCAACAAUGGAAGCCCGCUCCCUCUACACAGAAGAAUUCCAGCUGGCAAAGAAGACAAAAGGUUACUUCUCCACCACAACGCUCUCCUGGCUCCGUGAGCUAGCCCUCGCGCACUCCCGCCAGGGCACGCCAACAUCCGUCCAGCAAGGCUGCGCCAUUGUCCACACAUAUGUGACGGACGUCCUCCAUGCCGGUGGCGAGUCGGAUUCAAUAAAAAAUUGGGCCCGCAAGGUCGCCGCAAUCUACCUAGAGUGCGGCUUCAUCGACGGUGGCAACAGCAUGCUGGACGAGCUUCGCCAGCGUGUAGUCUAUGGUUCUGAUACUUCGGUCAUGACACUCGGAGACCGACACGAUGCUGUAUUCGUCGCUGCAUUCGAGGAAGCAUUCGGUCGCCGCGCAACCUAUGAUCAGAUCAUGAGCGAGAUGGCCCGCGAGAUGCAGACACAGCAGACCUUUACCAAGAACCUAUCUGGUCACGACUUCAUCCCGACCCUCGUGUCCGGAGACCGUCUCGCAUACCUGCAGACAGAGCAGAAGCGUACGCGUGUCGCGACGGAGACCCGUACAAGACUGUACGAGUACUUCUGCACCACUCUAUCCGCGACUGCGAUUUCAGACCGCAAGAUCGUCAAGCAGUUCUAUUCUAUCUGUCUUCGCGAGGUCCGGACCGAGAACUACAACAUGGGUAUCUUGAACACGACUACCAGUCUUGUCCGCGACCUUUGUAAUGCAGGCAUGUUCCAGGACGCCAGUGACGUUACAGGUGUCCUGCAUUCAUUCCUACACUUGACAGACGGUCUAAACAGCUACGAAAGCAUCAUAACCGCCACGAAACUCUGUCUAUACCUAAGUGGACACCAAGCAACCCGCUGCGAAGACGACAAGCUCUACAGCGAGAUGUCCAUUAAAGCCAAAGACCUCCUCCAGGAACUCCUAUCCGCAUCUAAAUCCCUCGGAAUCGAAAUAGUCGACCUCCCCUUCAACGAGCUAAACGACAUUAUUACCCUACUGGGCGAAUACGAGAUGUUCGAGGACCUAGAAGCCAUCCUCACCCAACUCUGGACAUCCAGAAUCGUCCAACGAACCUGGACCCCAGACGUAGUCGUUUGGAUAGGCCGCCGCCUAGUCGAAACCCGUUUCUGCCGCGGAGCCAUCGACUCUUCGAUCCGGCUUUGCCGCGAUAUCUGCUACAAUCUGCGCCAAGUCUGGGGAAGCUAUGACAACGUCACGCUGGAAAUGACAAAGCUUCUUUCGGGGCUGUACACUGCAUCGGGAGAUCAUGCUUCUGCAGCUACGUUGCAUGAAGGUGUUCUUCAUGAUUUGCUCAGUGAUUCUGAUGCGAAGAACCAUCCGCAGGCAGCCGAUACGGCUAUGCAGCACAUGGAGUUGCUUAGUCGGGCUCAGAGUCGAGGAAGUGGAUUGAGUUCGAGUCGUUCGGGUGCGCAUGCGGAUUUGGUUGCGCAGGUUACGGAGAAAUUUGGAUUGAAGUCUGGACAGAUUCAGGGGGUUGGGGAGAAGCAGGGAGAGUCGUUUGGGGUUUGGUCUAAGCCUAGACGGUUUAGCAUUGAUAUUGAGGAUUUGGAUGAUCAGGGGCAGAUGCAUCAUAAUCAUCUGAGGGAGUCGAGUGGCAGUGGGAUUAUGGGUGGUUCUGGGGCUCGAAGGAUCUCGGUACAAGCGCUUUGA